AUGAGGAUGAUCCUGUGGAUUUUCUUCCUCUGCCUGGGUUUCAGCUGUGUGACCAUGCAGAAGGAGGGCUCUAUUUCACACGGUAUUGUAGGAGAAAGUGUGGAGGUAGUCUGUCCAUAUCCAACAGCAAACUACAAGUCCACGCCCAAGUACUUCUGCCGUGCUCCGUGUUGGCACAAGGACAUGCUAGUUAAAUCAGUGGCAACAAACGUCAGUGUCUCAAAGGGAAGAUACUCUCUGAAUGACAACAGGUCUGCUCUUUACUUCACCAUCAGUAUCAGGGGUCUGACCACACAGGAUUCUGGGUCCUACUACUGCGGGUUUGACCGGUGGGGCAUAGACAGAUACACUAAAGUGUUGCUGGAAGUUGUUAUUGCAUCAGACUCUUCUGUUUCCACUCUUGAACCACGGGCCACAACCAACAACAGCAACAGACCUCUACACUCUACUACAGGAACUGUUGUUAUCCCCAUGGUGUGUGGGGUGAGUCUAGCUGUGCUGGUGUCCUGUGUGUUGCUGUCUCUGGUGAUUCUCUACAGGAAGAGAACUGCUGCUGGUAAAUCACAUGAUGAAUCAUCUGAUCCAGUGACUCCAGAGUCUCCUGCUCCUCAGGCUGUAGAUGGCGAUGUGCACUUAUACACUGGGGUGUGUGACCCUGAUCCUGGACAGCCCUCAGUGCAGAGUGCAGAGUCAGCAGAACUCUACUUCCUGCUGCAGCCCCCGGACCCUCCUGCAGGGGGCCACGACGAGCUCUACUCUCUGGUGACCCCUCACUGA
This is a messenger RNA of Sardina pilchardus (European sardine), 777 nucleotides long. RefSeq names its product CMRF35-like molecule 8. Bases 1 to 777 code for a protein of 258 amino acids. The record is from RefSeq and is a predicted model, not a curated record. Gene Ontology annotation, molecular function: transmembrane signaling receptor activity. NCBI's taxonomy places the organism in Eukaryota, Metazoa, Chordata, Actinopteri, Clupeiformes, Clupeidae. The transcript has 6 exons. Gene Ontology annotation, cellular component: plasma membrane.